CUCCUGAGCUUUGAAAAGAAAGAAAGGUGACGCGGAGAACAGAAAAAGAGAGAGCUUAAAAAGAAAAAGCUAAAAAGCUUGGAGUUGCAGAAAUGGUGAUCCAGAGAUUUGAGAUGUGCAUACAACUACUGAGACUGGCUAUGGAGUUUAUUAUCGCUGUAGCUGAAGCAAUUGGAAUUGUUAUUGAGCAGAACACCUCUCAUCAUCGUCUCCCAAGCCACCCUUAUGCUGCUUCUGUUCCUUUUGUUGGUCUCCUUCCAUGACAGCAGCUUCAGGUUUCUUCAAGAAUUUCUAUAUUCGCUGUUUCAGGUUGGUUUCUUCUUCUUUUUGCCUUCGUGCAUGGCUAUGGAGUUCUCCUCCUGGUUUUCUUCGAGAAAUGGCAAAUUUCUAUCUGGGUUUUGGGAAGGUUCGUUGUUAGAAUUAUUUGUACAUAUGAAAGAGAUAUUUUAUAGUUUGUGAUUAAAGAUAUGUAAUUCUUUGUUAAUUCAGUUUUGUGAUUAUUUCUUCUGGUUCA
This is a messenger RNA of Manihot esculenta (cassava), 514 nucleotides long. RefSeq lists its product as uncharacterized. The record is from RefSeq and is a predicted model, not a curated record. The transcript has a single exon. Lineage: Eukaryota; Viridiplantae; Streptophyta; Magnoliopsida; Malpighiales; Euphorbiaceae. The coding region runs from base 93 to 263 and encodes 56 amino acids.